Messenger RNA from Lolium perenne, 444 nucleotides. The record is from RefSeq and is a predicted model, not a curated record. Lineage: Eukaryota; Viridiplantae; Streptophyta; Magnoliopsida; Poales; Poaceae.
AUGGUACAUCCAUCUGAUGGUCAAUCAUGGAAGCGCUUCGAUCAAAAGCACCCAAAUGAGCGCAACUAUAGGGUGGCGACCGAGCAUAAGGAUAGGGCGGACGUGGUGCUCCGUAACAUGUGUCGGAAGUUGACACGGCAGCAGUGGUACAACCAGAGGAUCACGUGCAUCGGCCACUUCUAUGCUGAGCAGGGCGUAAGGUACACAAAGCCUGAGAUUGUGCAGGGACUCGCCCCGGCUAUGACGAUAGAUGACUUCAUGUCGGUUGUACCACAUUGGGCUGAUAAUAAUAAGAGGGCCGCCUUCAUGGAGUUGGUCAAGAAUUGGGUCGGCGAAAACCCCGAUUUCAAGGCCGUGAGCGACCGGAACAAGGCCAACCGUGGUUCUCAGGGAACACACACUGCGGGGAGCAGCAGCACCGAUCGCUAUCGGGAGUGGCGAUGA